This is a messenger RNA of Psammomys obesus (fat sand rat), 790 nucleotides long. RefSeq names its product autism susceptibility gene 2 protein homolog. The record is from RefSeq and is a predicted model, not a curated record. Lineage: Eukaryota; Metazoa; Chordata; Mammalia; Rodentia; Muridae.
CAGCAGCAGAAGCAGCACCCCAGCUAAAACCCAGCCCGCCCCCCCUCACAUCUCCCACCACCCCUCUGCCUCUCCCUUCCCACUCUCCCUGCCCAAUCACAGCCCCCUCCACAGCUUUACGCCCACCCUCCAACCUCCUGCACACUCACACCACCCCAAUAUGUUUGCCCCUCCCACGGCUCUGCCUCCUCCCCCACCGCUGACAUCUGGAAGUCUGCAGGUGCCAGGGCACCCAGCAGGGAGUACCUACUCAGAACAAGACAUCUUGAGGCAGGAACUGAACACCCGCUUCCUGGCCUCUCAGAGCGCUGAUCGAGGGGCCUCCCUGGGCCCGCCACCCUACCUGCGGACCGAGUUCCAUCAACACCAGCACCAGCACCAGCACACGCACCAGCACACACACCAGCACACCUUCACGCCGUUCCCCCACGCCAUCCCACCCACCGCCAUCAUGCCGACGCCAGCACCUCCCAUGUUUGACAAAUACCCUACCAAAGUUGACCCAUUCUACCGGCAUAGUCUCUUCCACUCCUAUCCUCCUGCAGUCUCGGGCAUACCCCCCAUGAUCCCACCCACGGGCCCUUUCGGUUCACUCCAAGGAGCAUUCCAGCCGAAGACAUCCAACCCUAUCGAUGUGGCUGCUCGGCCUGGAACAGUCCCACACACUCUGCUCCAAAAGGACCCAAGGUUGACAGAUCCUUUCAGACCUAUGUUAAGGAAACCAGGAAAGUGGUGCGCCAUGCACGUGCACAUUGCCUGGCAGAUUUACCACCACCAACAGAAAGUCAAG